Molecule: messenger RNA, 1304 nt
Organism: Drosophila yakuba
Lineage: Eukaryota; Metazoa; Arthropoda; Insecta; Diptera; Drosophilidae
Exons: 3
Coding region: 467-1123 (218 amino acids)
Source: RefSeq, a predicted model, not a curated record
GCCCAUUGUAAGUCAUUCGUCAACAGACUCUCGUGCGGUUCGGUUCUCAGCCUCAGCCUUUGAAUUCAGCAUACUCACAUCACAGUCACAGCAAGUCACUGCUCACUGGUCACUGAUCACUGGUCACAGUUCACAGUUUACAGUCACGCAGUUACUGCUUUUGCCCGGUUUUCGAAAGAUAUUCGAAAGUGUUGAACACACAUUUUUUUUUUUUGGUUUUUGUGCUAAGCUAAGAAAUUAAGUAUAUAUAUAUACACAUAUAUAUAUAUAUAUAUAGUGUUCUGAAUACCAUUUUUCAAAUCAAAUACAAACGACCGAGCCGAAGUGAAAAGUGUGUGUGUGGCAAAUAUUUAAAUCCCAUUUGCGUUCCAAAUCGGAGGAGGAUUCAGCGGAGGAAGCUUGAGACACAGAGAACACAUAACACAUCGCAGUCAAAGAGUAAACAGAGUAAAUCCAGACAGCCAGAAUGCGUCGCUCCUCGUUCACGCCCGUCUUCAACCUGAGCACCCAGGAGCCGCUGAUCGUGGUGGAGGAGUCGCACACCGCCGAGGAUGGCGAUGAUAUGGAGGGCGCCGCCGGCGGCUGUGAUCCCACUGCGCCAGGCACACGGCGCUCCAACAGCGAUGACUCCGAACCGGACUCGCCGGUGAAUCCCUACCUGCUCUGCCCCUUUCCCGACAUGCAGCAGCGACGCAAGCAUUCGCUACCAUCGCUCCAAAUCACCGAGGGCAUCACCGCCAGCCAGGUGCGACGAUUGUCGGAGGUGGGCGGCGAGACCGGCGGUCUCAGUCCCAAGGAGGUUGAGUUCCUGGCCACGCUCUCGCAGAAGGCCAAUCCCACGGCCGGCGGACGCAGGCACUCGGUGGUUACCAUAUCGGCGGUGCCGCCAACGCUAUUCGGACGCAAUCGCCGCGAGUCCAUUUCCGGCGUAUCCUUCAGUGGCAGUCGCCGUGGCAGCGUCAUCGCCGGACCGCCGUUGACCGAUCACCGCGGCAGCGUGCACAACUUGCAGCUGGACAUCAUGGACGGGAUCGUGCAGCAGCGGAAGACGCGAAGCGGCAGCGGCGUUUGGACAGCGCCCGUUCUGCAGGAGGCCGAUAGCAAUGUGCCCGUGCAGACAUAAGCGGCUGAAGGACACGCAGGACAGCUGAGGGGGGAAAGGACGAAAAAUGGAUGCACGACGAACGUGGAGAAUGGUGGAUGCAUGGAUAGAUGGAUGGAUGAAUGGAUGGAUGGAUGGCUGUAUGGUUGGCUAGAUGGAUGGUUGGAUGCAUGGAUGGAUGCAUAGAUGGAUGGAUAGAUGC